Messenger RNA from Durusdinium trenchii, 5322 nucleotides. The record is from the annotation of a GenBank genome assembly. NCBI's taxonomy places the organism in Eukaryota, Dinophyceae, Suessiales, Symbiodiniaceae.
AUGGGGAACACCGAGGAGAAAAGCCCACCCGAACCUGCUGAAGACGGAGAGGGUAAUGAAGAUGUGGAUCGUUUCUGGAAGCAGUGGAAUGUCAACUUUGAGGGUAGCCUUCGUUGCUUUCAGUACUACUUGAAAGCACAAACACACAAGCCCGGCGAGGGCCCUGGCGGUGUCUCUUUAAUUGUGCAUCCACAUACUGGUGACCUUGCCUGCAUCCAAUGGGCAGUAACAGGGAAGACUGGCCGGGUAGCUGACGUGGACGACAACAACUACCUGAAGUGCAUAGUGCCAGUCGGCCCAAAGCGAGUUCCUUUGGAUCUUGAAGAGGCCCAGAUUCUUAUUCCUGCCGCCGGGGCAUUUGCUUUGCGGGAGCGACGAACUGCAAUGGAAGCUAGGCGAUCCAAAGUGGACUUGAAUCGUCUACCUGAUGACCUGCUCCGCUUCAUGGAGAUGUGGCGGGCGUCCAACAGUCUCAGCCCAAUGGCUGAAAAUUGCUUUAUUUGCGGUGCAGCAGAGUUGUCAGCUUGUCCAACUAGCGUCGAAAACGAGGUUGGUGAAGAGUUGACUCAGACUCAGCUGGCGUUGUGCCCCAUGUGCUUGCUUUGCAGUCAUCCACAGUGCUGCUGGCAGCUUUCCUGUGACAGUGGACAACAUAUGAGACCAUUGGAUAAUACUCUGGAUCUGGAGGACGCUGUGUUCUCUUUGCAGCAGCUGGAUAUGGAAGGUCAAAUCAACAUCAGCCGGUCCUUCUGGGUCUAUGUAGCGUACCCCGGCAUUUUGCCGGGCUGGGUGCAGGUCCAAGAACUGAUUGGUUUUGUGGUUCUGGUCAAUUGCCCGCAACUGGUGCCAUGGGAAAGCCGGGUGUGUGGCGCUGGCAUUGAUUUCCAGGUCCAAGAAGCAGAGACAAAAGAGCAAACCAAUUGCGCAAUUGGCUUCAAUGAUGCCUGCCAAUUUGCCAGUGAUCAAAAAAAGAAGCGCCGCAAGCGGGGCCGGGAGCACUGUGUUCCUGAAACGGCGGUGGUCAGCGAGGAACCUGACGAAGAGGAAGGCCCCCUUGCACGAGUGCCACGUCCAGAUCUGCGUUUGCCACGACCACGACCAAGGGAGAUGACCUGUGGCCAAUCGGGACAAUCUCAUUGGGAGUGUGAAUAUGCUCCUUGUGAGGAUGGGUCUGAUUUUGAGAUGGAGGAUGUGGAUGAGGUUGCAGAGGCAACCGUGCAUACAGAUGAGCUUCAAAGCCAGAACCUGAACUCCGACCAUGGCGAGGCACCAAAUGAUGAUUGCGUCUUGGAGAAGGAGUGUUUGUUCAAAGAAGUGCAAGCAGUUUUGGACGUUGAUCUACAGGUUUCUCACAGACAUGGGUUCCCUUCAAUACUUGACUACCUGAAGGAGCAAGGCGAGGUUGAUGCUGAUAUCCCAAACAAGCAGGACAGCCUCAAGAGCCAGACCGGUGACAACAUCAGCGCCAAUGAGGCGAAGGUGAAUGAUAUCUCGACUGGCACUCGAAACUCCACGGGCCCUACGGGUGGCACAAACACUACUACGACUACGGCGGCUGAAUCUCCAGUAAGAGCAACAACAGCCUUGGAAUCAAGUUCAUCAUCCAGUAUGCCCCAGCCCCAGCGCCGCACCCUCAGCCAAGAGCUGGGUGUGUUGGUCGAGGCCGCCCAGGCCACCAUAGAGGAGGAGGAGGAAAAGAAUGAGUCUGAGAAACAUUCCCUGAGUGGCUGUGACGGUGGUACUCUCAGCACGGACCAGGGCCAGGGCCAGGGCGAGGUGGAUAAGAUUGAGAGGAUGCAGGAAGCUUCUGCCACAGCCACAGACGCUGCCAUGAGUGGGGAAUCUACUCUAGUUCAGCGCUCGUUUGAUGAGCAGCAAGACCCAAAUGCAGGAGGAGAGCCUCAGCCUUCUGCAGAGUUUGCAGAGCUCAAGCCGCCCAGCAAAGCAUGCAAGCCUGCUGGGUGCAAGGUGGAAAGCUUGAAAGAAGCGUUUGAUUUCUGGGACAAUUGCUUUGAGGUCUUAUGUCAUGGACUGAGCGAUGAGGCUUCUGAGGAGGUGCUGGGGUCCCUUGCAAACACUUUGCAGGAGGAUUCCUUGUCCACUGCGUUCAGUGGAGUGAGAUCUCCAGAGACAGCCGCCAAUGUGCUGCGGUUUCGACUUGGUCAACGACUUGGCUAUGAGAUCAAGAACAACAACGGAAAGUUAGGACACAUGGUGGAGUGGGACAAAAGCUGUCAACAAGAAUGCUUGCUAGCAGCAUCAGUUGAGGGCAGCUGCCUUUUUGGUGACAUCAACCAGUUCUAUCGACCAGAGCUGCAAGAGACUGUGCUUCCACAGCUGAUGAAGAAGCCCGGUGUGGCUGUCCAAACUUUGACUCCGUUGAUCCUGUCUGGCCGAGCAGUUGUCACUUCAGGAAAUUGCCUUUACCAUGGCAAGGUGUGUCCAAUGCGAACGUGCCAGCGUGCACUUCAGGAGAGCGACAUCUCUCAGGAGAACGUGGUCGAUUUUCCGGUUUCCUUGGCCAACCAGUACUACUAUCUUCACCACUACCAGGACGAUGCCGAUGUCACUCUGCCAUUGGAUGCCGAGCUGAAGGCGGAGUUGGAGUGGGCACAGAGCCGCCCGCAAAGCCAAGCCUACCAGCAACCGGCUUUGACUCUUGAUUCUGACAACCCGUUUGAAAGAAGCUUGACCUUCGCAGAGGAACGAUUCCGCUCUUCAUACCAAAACAUCAAGCCUGGCCAAGCUUGGCAACUGAACCAAAAUCCGGAUGCUGGAUUUGGAUCAUCCAGUAGUGAGCAGUGCUUGUGCACACUGAUCUCCAACGUGCACAUGCUGUACACAGAACGUGCUAAAUCGGGAAAGCUCUUGGGGGUUGAGCCUGGGUCAAAGCUCGACUUUGAUUUGUAUGACCCAUCCCAUAAGUUGGAAGACCUCUUUGGCAACUUGGGAGGAGCAGCCUUGCUUGAACGCAUGUUGCUCUGGUACCAGGAGGAUGAGAUUGAGACCCUGCCAUGGUUCAGCAGCGCCGACGGCGCUCGACUACGCAGCAUUUUGCGCUCACCCUUUUCGAGGGAACUGCAAGAAUCUACCAUCGCACCUGCCUUGAUGAAAUGGCGCACUUCGGAGAAGAAGUACCCGCUCCUUGCCCUGGGGUUCAAUCAUCGGGCUGAGAGCUUCUACCGCGCGGCAAGUGAUCAGCCUGACAAUGCCAAUGUAAAAGAUUGCUUGGCACGUGGCCUGAAGAAAGUGCGGGUAUUGCAUUGGCAAACUCCUGAUGUUGUACAGCAGAAGAUCGUGACCCUCUUGAACCAGUUCCAUGAAGGAUCAGGAGAAAACCACUACGAUGUAAUGCAAGAGGCGUUGCGACUAGAAGCCGCAUGGCGAGCAGAGUGUGUCACUACGAAGCUCAACAGCUACAACCCUAGGUACCAAGCCGCGUACGAGGAGUUCAUUCUGCAGAAGAGCCAAACAAGUGAUUACUCUGGUUUUUUCCGGGCAAAACAGCCAUACUAUGCGGCACUCAGCUUGGCACACAACUUGAUGACACUGAACAUGUACCCGAGGGUGGAAGCGUGGGGCAUGCAAUCGAUUGAUUUCUUAGACAGCUCCUACCAACCACAGACUGUGGUGCCGGUUGCCACGACGAACGUGACUGCGGCGGCAAAGGCUUCUGGGAGAAGCUUGACCUUUGUGUUUUCCAAAGGUGGGGCCGAGAACAGCAAGAUCAUGAACCUCAUCAAUUUACCCAUGGCUGGCAGUGCUGUUGUGCGGAAAAUGGCAAAGGGUGCUGAUACAUCAACGACUGGCAAAGGUGGUGUUGGUGGCGGAGGUGCUUCUGCUCCCAAGCCAAAGCCAGUGGACGUCACCCUUCAAGUCAAGAAGGAAUUGUGCUCGGUUAGUUCUUUGGGAAUACAGCUGAAACCCGGAGAGCUGAAAAAACUCUUGAUGGAUCAGAGGUUGCAGAAACCUGAGAUGGAGGUUGAGGCUCUGGACAAAGAUGCUGCUGGUUGCGUCGAGCCCAAGAGUUCCGGCGGUGACAACAGCAGCAGUGAGAAGAAUGCUAAGCGUCAGAAGACAGGCAAGGUCCAGCAAAAGAAAUGUCUCUUCAAAGGGUACGAUGACAAAGAGAAAGCAAGUUUCAAAACUGUCAUCACUACUCCGGCUGGGGAGACUCGCGAACUCACGGCAAUGGACAACGUGAUUCAGGCUUUGGACCAUGUGCUUGAUUGGCUCGUCGAAGCCAAGGUGCUCUCAGAAGCGGACAUCAAUAGUGAGAGGGUCAUGACUACGUACGGGUUCUGCGCUUCGCUAUUCUUCGAGUUUGCAUGGACUGGCAAAGUUUGCGUCAAUGGCAAGGAGUUUCGCCAAUACAGCAGUUUGAGGCCUGAGCUCCAGCAAACUUUGGCCACGGCGAAUGAGCAACUCAGUUCACCCUUUGAAGAUGGGAGCGGCCCCUCUGGUUCAACAACGGAGUCAAAGGUGGUCAACCCCUUGGAAUUAGCGGCAAUCCUUUGCAAGUCCUUCCUGGACAAGCCUGUCACUGCCGUGAUCUGGGAUGUUUCAGAUGAGCCUGAGGAGCAAACAGUAAAAAACAUUGCUGAAGCCAUGCAGAACAAGGAUCAGAUCAAAAAAAUCAAGGAGUUCAUUGGUUCCACCUUACAUCUUCCGAUCAUCAUGCAUUCGAGCGCACAAGAUGCUAUGCAGCAGAUCUUCUCUCUAUCAUCCUCAAGCAGCCUAAAGUUGGUUGACAUUCUUUCGGUCAUUUGCACCUCCAUCAAUGAGCACAUCUCACCAUCAUGGUGCGGGCUUGGGUUUGACGUGGCCACAGCCUAUGCUGACAGGGGUCACUUUGUGGAAGACACUGACAAGGUCUUUGGCACUGUGGACAACCUGCGGUCAUUUGUGAGCUUGCGCCUAAGAUACAUGCUGGCUAUCCUGAAGGAGACCCUGCCGAAGCGGGCUGUUGCCGACGUACCGGCGGAAAGGCAACAAAUUAUCCUGAGUCUUGUCGGGCUUGAUUCCAACGAGUCACAAUCCGAGUUUGAAUCCCUCGUGAUCUUUGACUUAAUCCAGUUUGCUAGGUCCUGGGCGAGAGAAUGGUCGCAGCUUCUCUUGAAAGUUCGUAGUGUGGCUCAUGCAGCUCAACUCAUCCGUGCAAUGUCCAAUGACAAAAGUGAUGCUGGUGCUGGUGUGUCUCAGUCUGCUGAUUCUGCGACCAAAGCUCAAGAGAGCAAGAUUCAGAGCAGACUAACCGAGAGAGCAUUCCAAGCAGUUGGCGGCAGCCUCCCCUCAGCAAAAGCAGCGAAAGAAGGACGAUGA